This is a messenger RNA of Gossypium arboreum, 1967 nucleotides long. RefSeq names its product MLO-like protein 12. Lineage: Eukaryota; Viridiplantae; Streptophyta; Magnoliopsida; Malvales; Malvaceae. Gene Ontology annotation, biological process: defense response. The coding region runs from base 223 to 1713 and encodes 496 amino acids. Gene Ontology annotation, cellular component: membrane. The transcript has 14 exons. The record is from RefSeq and is a predicted model, not a curated record.
GAAUCCGAAAAUAACAUAAACUUUGACAAUGGAGUCCUUAAACCGAAACACGGUCCAUAGAUGGUCCCUGAUCCCUGGGACCAACACUGUGUUGACAUUAACUAACACCACAAGCUUGUUUUAUUCAUAUAUUUUGAUCUGUGAGCAGAAUUUCAUCACUUCCAACAGCUCCAAAAAACACGCCCACAAAAAUAUUCCAAGUGUUUUCAGUGAACAGGGUUGAUGACAAGCUCUGUAAUAACACUCGAAAGUACACCAACAUGGGCUGUCGCCGCUGUUGUUUUCUUCUUGAUUUCCAUCUCCAUUUGCAUUGAACAUUUACUUCAUCUUUUAGCCAAGUAUUUCAAUAAGAACAGAAGGAAAUAUCUUAUUCAAGCUCUUGACAAGAUCAAAUCCGAAUUACUGCAAUUGGGGUUCAUAUCAUUGUUGUUAACUGUGGGUGAAAAGCCAAUUGCAAAUAUAUGUAUCCCAAAGAGUAUAGGUGAAACUUUUCUCCCUUGUAGUGAUCCUUCAAAUGAUAGUCCUGAAGAAGCAAAAUGUGAAGAACAGGGAAUGGUUUCAUUGUUGUCUAGACGAGGUAUGAAAGAGCUUCAGUACUUAAUAUUUGUGCUGGCUUUCUUCCAUUCUUUAUCAUGCAUCCUCACAUUUGGUCUUGGCAUGGCAAAGAUGAGGAAGUGGAAAUCUUGGGAGGCUGAAACAAGAACAUUAGAAUAUCAAUUCUCAAAUGAUCCUAGGAGGUUCCUCUUGAUUCAUCAUACAACAUUUGCAAGGCGACAUCUUAGAUUCUGGAGUGAACACAGGUUUCUUCGUUGGCCGGCAUGUUUUCUUCGGCAGUUCUAUGCAUCUGUCUCCAAAGUGGACUACUUCACUCUUCGACAUGGAUUCAUUACGGCCCAUUUUUCAGAAGGAAGCACCUUUGACUUCCAAAAGUACAUAAAAAGAACUUUGGAAAAGGACUUUGGAGUGGUUGUGGGAAUAAGCCUCUGGGUUUGGAUUUUGUCAAUGUUAUUCAUAUUCUUGAAUGCACAUGAUUUUUAUAAUUAUCUCUGGCUUCCUUUCAUUCCACUAUUGAUGUUGCUGCUGGUGGGGACUCAACUUCAAGGCAUCAUCAGUAGGAUGUGUUUGGAAAGUCAAGAGAAAUCUCAAGUAGUGAGAGGAACAUUUCUAGUUAGACCAAGUGAUCAUUUCUUCUGGUUUGGUUGGCCCAAAUUGCUCCUCCACCUUAUGCACUUCAUAUUAUUUCAGAACUCAUUUCAACUGGCAUUCUUCACCUGGACUUGGUACAAAUUUGGAUUUAGAUCAUGCUUCCAUCGAAAGACCGAAGACAUUGUGAUAAGACUAGCCAUGGGAGUUUUGGUUCAAGUCCUUUGUGGAUAUGUUACUCUGCCUUUGUAUGCUUUGGUCACUCAGAUGGGAACAUCAAUGAAGAAAGUUAUCUUCCCAGAAAAAGUGGUUGAAGGUCUCAAGAGAUGGCGAGCCAAUGCUAGAAGAAACAUUGCACUAAAAAAUAAUUACACCUCAGCAAGGCCUUCACUCGAUAAUAAUACAACAUCAAUCAAUACUUCACCUUCAUUUGGAGCUUCACCUUCUUUCAAUCUCAACACCCCUCAUUGCGUAAAAUUUGACCAACCAUCGAGCUCAGAGUACCUUGCCGUUGGGGUAAAAGACGAAGGAAAGGCAAAUAGCACAAAUAGAGAAACAAAAGGCUCAUAAGGGAGGUUCCUUUGGUGGUUUUGAUGUGAGAAAGAUAUAUUGAAAAAGACUUGAUUGGAAAUCGUCAGGAAAAGUCUAUAUUAAUGGAAUUUCAAGUUUUAUCGACGAUUUUGUUGUUGUUGUUAGUAUAUGUACAUUUUUUGUAGUGAUAUAUGUGUGUAACUACACCUAUUUAUUAUGUAUAUUAUUGUUUCUUACCUCCAAUCAAAAGAAAAAUAUGAUAAUAACAUAUAUUUGAUAUUAUUUUUCCACUA